This is a messenger RNA of Pleuronectes platessa (European plaice), 11563 nucleotides long. Its product is annotated as laminin subunit alpha-3. Lineage: Eukaryota; Metazoa; Chordata; Actinopteri; Pleuronectiformes; Pleuronectidae. Gene Ontology annotation, biological process: regulation of embryonic development; regulation of cell migration; cell adhesion. Gene Ontology annotation, molecular function: extracellular matrix structural constituent; signaling receptor binding. The record is from RefSeq and is a predicted model, not a curated record. The transcript has 84 exons. The coding region runs from base 247 to 11406 and encodes 3719 amino acids.
GAAGACGCGGGGCUGGCGCUGCUGACAACAUGCGGCAGAAAGAGAGCGCACCUCCAGCAGCAGAGCAGAGAACAUCGACUUGACACUUUUGUUUGGCACAAGCGGAUGUGUGUUGCCACUGGAAGAGCCCCGCGCGUUUCUAGCCGCGCACCCAUUACGCGCGUUUCAUGGAGAUCUCCAAAUGACAAGAACUGUGCGCUGCGGGUCGUUCUCAGCAUCUACAGGGAUCUCUAAAAGACGUGGAACAUGGCGAGAAGGAUGAGAGGAGCUCAUCUUCUCCUCGUCGCAGUCUUUACUUGGUCGGUGGCGCUUUUCAGGGACGCGAAUGGUCAAGAGUCUGGUAACGACGUGACCGGUUUUAGUUUGAGUCCUCCGUAUUUCAACAUCGCUAAGGGCUCACGGAUCUCUGCCACAGCAACCUGCGGCCAGGAUGAGGCUGGGAGACCGAGAUAUGAUUUAUACUGUAAGCUCGUCGGAGGACCGAACAACGAUUUUCCUACUCAAAAUAUACAGGGUCAAUUCUGUGAUUCCUGCAACUCCAUGGAUCCAAACAAAGCUCACCCGGUGACCAACGCCAUCGACGGGACGGAGCGGUGGUGGCAGAGCCCCCCUCUCUCCAGGGGGCUGGGGUACAAUGAGGUGAACAUUACCCUGGAUCUUGGGCAGCUCUUCCAUGUGGCGUACGUCCUCAUCAAAUUUGCUAAUUCCCCUCGUCCUGACCUGUGGGUGCUUGAGCGCUCGGUGGACUACGGGAGAACCUACAGCCCCUGGCAGUAUUUUGCACAUUCCAAACGUGAGUGUUUAGAAAAGUUCAGAAAGCAGCCCAAUGCUCGUGUGGUAAAUGAUGACGACCAGGUGUGCACCACAGAGUACUCACGGACUGUGCCUCUGGAGAACGGAGAGAUUGUGGUGUCUCUGGUCAACGGUCGACCGGGGUCCAGAAACUACACCUACUCACCAGUGCUGCGAGAUUUCACGAAGGCCACCAACAUCCGCCUACACUUCCUCCGCACCAGCACCCUGCUGGGCCACCUCAUCUCCAAGGCCCAGAGAGACCCCUCUGUAACACGCCGGUACUACUAUAGUGUCAAAGACAUCAGCAUCGGCGGACGCUGCGUCUGUCAUGGACACGCACAGGUGUGUGGCGGGGGGCGUAACCCUGAUAACCCUGACAGACUCCAGUGUGACUGCAAACACAACACCUGCGGCGAGUCAUGUGACCGCUGCUGCCCGGGUUUCAACCAGAAACCAUGGCGUGCCGCAACCGACAGUAGCCCGAAUGAUUGUCAGCCCUGCAAGUGCUUCUCCCAUGCAUUUGACUGUUAUUAUGACCCAGAGGUGGAAAAGAGGGGAGCAAGUUUAGACACCUUCGACAGGUACGACGGAGGGGGAGUGUGCAUCAACUGCCAGCACAACACCGAUGGAGUGAAUUGUGAGCGAUGCAUCGAAGGCUUCUACAGACCUUAUGGCGUCCCUCCUGAGUCUCACCAUGGAUGCAUACCCUGCAGGUGCGAUGAAAGGACAACAGCCGGUUGUGAAAUGGGCUCUGGAAGGUGUAUCUGCAGGCCACAGUUGGCUGGAGAAAACUGUGAUCGCUGUGCUGAUGGACACUAUAACUACCCGCAGUGCAUUCGAUAUCCCAUAUACCCAGUGACCACCAAAUCCCCCGCAGGUCCUUUUGUGGAGCCCACAGUCUGUCCUCUGGGGUAUUUCGGCUCACCAUACUGUCAGCAGUGUGAAUGCGACUACAGAGGAACUGUGCCUACAGUCUGCGACUCUUCGGGGCGCUGCCUCUGCCGUGAGGGUGUGGGGGGGGAGCGAUGCGACAGCUGUCAACCUGGUUACCAUGUUUACCCCAACUGCCAGGCCUGCAGGUGCGAUGAAAGGACAUCAGCCGGUUGUGAAGUGGGCUCUGGAAGGUGUAUCUGCAGGCCACAGUUUGAUGGAGAAAACUGUGACCGCUGUGCUGAUGGACACUAUUACUACCCGCAGUGCAGUCAGUGUGAAUGCGACUACAGAGGAACUGUGCCUACGGUCUGUGACUCUUCGGGGCGCUGCCUCUGCCGUGAGGGUGUGGGGGGGGAGCGAUGCGACCGCUGUCAACCUGGAUACCAUGUUUACCCCAACUGCCAGGCCUGCAGGUGCGAUGAAAGGACAUCAGCCGGUUGUGAAGUGGGCUCUGGAAGGUGUAUCUGCAGGCCACAGUUUGAUGGAGAAAACUGUGAUCGCUGUGCUGAUGGACACUAUUACUACCCGCAGUGCAGUCAGUGUGAAUGCGACUACAGAGGAACUGUGCCUACGGUCUGCGACUCUUCGGGGCGCUGCCUCUGCCGUGAGGGUGUGGGGGGGGAGCGAUGCGACCGCUGUCAACCUGGAUACCAUGUUUACCCCAACUGCCAGGCCUGCAGGUGCGAUGAAAGGACAUCAGCCGGUUGUGAAGUGGGCUCUGGAAGGUGUAUCUGCAGGCCACAGUUUGAUGGAGAAAACUGUGACCGCUGUGCUGAUGGACACUAUUACUACCCGCAGUGCAGUCAGUGUGAAUGCGACUACAGAGGAACUGUGCCUACAGUCUGUGACUCUUCGGGGCGCUGCCUCUGCCGUGAGGGUGUGGGGGGGGAGCGAUGCGACCGCUGUCAACCUGGAUACCAUGUUUACCCCAACUGCCAGGCCUGCAGGUGCGAUGAAAGGACAUCAGCCGGUUGUGAAGUGGGCUCUGGAAGGUGUAUCUGCAGGCCACAGUUUGAUGGAGAAAACUGUGACCGCUGUGCUGAUGGACACUAUUACUACCCGCAGUGCAGUCGAUGCGUUUGUGAUGGAGCCGGUGUGGCGGACAGGGUCUGCACUCCGGAGGGUCAGUGUGUUUGCCUGCUUAACUACGAGGGGCAGGAGUGUGACCAGUGUGCACCAGGCUACUACGGCUACCCGGACUGUGCUGCCUGCCAAUGUUCACCCGAAGGAUCCCAUGGCAACAUAUGCAACCCAGUGUCGGGUCAGUGUCUGUGUUUGGCAGGGGUGGUGGGGCAGCAGUGUGACCGCUGUGUGUCUGGACUCAGGUUCCCUCAAUGUGCAGCUCCCAUAAGCCGUUGCAAUGUUGCAGGGACCGAGGUCGCCAAUCCUCAAACGGGCCACUGCCUGUGCCUACCAAACGUAAAGGGAACCUUGUGCGACAUGUGUAAACCUCUGUACUGGAAUCUGGCUACCGAGAACCCUCGUGGCUGCUCAGAGUGUGGGUGUGAUUUGAAAGGGACGCUGAGUGGUGUUGGAGAGUGUGAACAGAAAAGUGGACAGUGUCACUGUAAGCCUUUCGCAUGUGGACACUGGUGUGACACCUGUAAGGACGGAUACUUCAUGCAGCAGAAAAAGAAUUACUUCGGCUGUCAGGGUUGUCAGUGUGAUGUAGGCGGGGCCAUUGCCAUGGCGUGUGAUGAGACAUCAGGGAAGUGUCAAUGUCGGAAGAACAUAGUUGGCCGGAAAUGCACCGAGCCAGCACCGAGCUACUUCUUCCCUUCUUUGCACCAGCUGAAGUUUGAGGUUGAGGAUGGCACUUCUCCAAACGCCAGACCGGUGCGCUUCGGUUAUAGCCCACAAGAGUUCCCAGAUUUCAGCUGGCGAGGUUAUGCUAUAAUGUCCCCCGCACAGAGUGACGUCAGAGUAGCAGUGCAUGUUGACCCAAGGGAAGGGAGGCAGCACUUGUUCCGUGUGGUUCUGCGAUUCCUUAACCCAAGCAACUCCAGUGUGACUGGUAGCGUCAGGGCUACCGAUAACAAAGGCACUGCAGGGUCAGACCAGAGUAAGGAAGUCAUAUUCCCAGAGAGUCGCUCGCCAUCCUUCCUCACCGUCCCAGGAGAGGGCUUUGCCGAGCCCUUUGCUUUGACUCCUGGGAAAUGGAUCAUUCACAUCAAGGCCGAGGGGAUACUGCUGGACUAUUUAGUGCUGCUGCCCAGGGAGUACUAUGAAGCACCUCUGCUGCAGGAGAAGAUCACAGAGCCCUGCACUUACCUGCCCUCCGCAGACAGGAACGCAAACUGUCUAUUGUACAAGCAUGUGGCCAUGGACGGCUUUAGCUCGGCACUGGGUUCACAGGGAAGGCUCUCCAGCCGCAGUGGGCGCAGGAGGAGGCAGGCUCGUGUGCGGCGUCCCACCCCGGAUCACCCGGAGAUGGCUGAUCUCAGUGGCAGACAGUCUCAGCUUCAGCUGAGUUUGCGUGUUCCUCACUCUGGCCCAUACGCUCUGGUGCUGGAGUACGCCAGCGAGGUGGAUGCUGUCCAGAAUGUCAACAUAGUCAUCGGCGGUCAGCUAGAAGGCCAGAUCCCGGCCAGGGUUAAUAUUUACAGUUGUGCCUACAGCUUCCUGUGCCGGAGUGUGGCAGUGGACAGCAGUAAUCAGGUGGCAGCGCUGCAGCUCUCUCAUAGGACAGACCUUCUCCUGCAAAUUUCCACAGCCUCAUUCCUGCUGUACAAAGUGUAUGCAGUGCCUGCGGAGGAGUUCUCCAUUGAUUAUGUUGACCCCAAGGUGCUUUGUGUCUCCACUCUUGGCCGCUUCAGCGAAGACAGUGAGCACUGUGUUCUGAGGCAGUUCGACAAGCCAACGUCGGCCGAGAUUUUGUCAGCUGCCCGUGACGGACUCCUGUCGUCCCCGCCAGUCGUUGCUCCCCAGCCAGAAUACGACGAGGACUCGAGAAGGAGACGACAGACGACGGUUCUCCCCGUCCAGGAAGGUGUCGGGGUACUGCUCAAAUUCCCUCAGACGGAGAUCAGUUUCUCUCCCAAGGUGCCCCUCCCUGGCAGGUAUGUGGUUGUACUCCAUUAUCACCAGCCUGAGCAUACCUCCUUCCCUGUGGAGGUCCGGGUGGACGCAGGGCGUGACUGGAGGGGUUCAAUAAACGCAUCCUUCUGCCCCGCGGUGUCAGGCUGCAGGGAGGUCGUCAUCGCUGAGGGACGCAUCGCCCUCGACAUGGACCAAAAUAUUUGGCGGCCACCCUCCAUUUCUGUCAUCGUGCCACCUAGGAAGACCCUUACUCUGGAUUAUAUCUUACUGGUUCCUGACAACAGUUACAGCCCAGAUCUGCUGAAAGAGAAGCCGCGGGACAAGUCUGCAGAUUUCGUACAGCAAUGUCGAGGAGAUGGGUUUUAUAUCGACCCGAGAACUUCCUGCCAGUUCUGCAGGGACUCAGCCCGCUCGCUCGUCGCAGCCUACAACGAUGGAGCUCUGGCCUGCGACUGCGAGAAGUCCGGCUCGACGGGAGCUGCCUGUGAUCCUGUUGGAGGACAGUGUCCCUGCAGGCAGCACAUCAUUGGUCGACGGUGCACGAAAUGUGCCACCGGCUACUAUGGCUUCCCCUACUGCAAACCGUGUGAGUGUGGUCGCCGGCUGUGCGACGAGGUGACGGGACGCUGUAUCUGCCCUCCUCAGACGGUCAAACCAGCCUGCGACGUGUGUCUGCGUCAGACCUUCAACUACCACCCUCUGCUGGGCUGCGAGGGCUGCGAGUGUUCCCCGAAUGGCAUCAAGGCCAACGCAGGACCGGACUGUGAACGCACCACGGGACAGUGCAGUUGCAAGCCUCGGAUUUCAGGCCGCAAGUGUGACCGCUGUGCUCCAGGUUACUAUCGCUUCCCCGACUGUGUGCCAUGUAACUGUAAUCAAGGCGGCGUCACACCGGACGUGUGCCACCCAGACACAGGGAGGUGUCUCUGCAGGAGGAAUGUAGCCGGUGUCAGGUGCGAUACCUGUCGGGAAGGUUCCUUCUAUUUUGACCCCUCCAACCCUCACGGCUGCAUCAGCUGCUUCUGCUUCGGAGCCACUGACCAGUGUCAGAGCUCCAGCAAACGCAGGGGGAAGUUCGUGGAGAUGCGGGGCUGGCAUUUAGAAAGACCUGACCAGGGGGAGGUUCCCUCUGUGCUGAACACAGCCAGUAACACGGUGGUGGCAGACGUCCAGGAGCUUCCUCCUACUGUGCAGACUCUACACUGGGUGGCACCACAGUCCUACCUGGGAGACAGAGUUACAUCUUACGGUGGUUUCCUCACCUACCAGUCCAAAUCCUUCGGGAUCCCCAGCGAGGGGAUGACUCUGAAGGACAGACGACCUGAUGUCGUGCUGACUGGUCGGGAUAUGACCCUGAUCCACAUGGCUACUCAAGUCCCACUUGCAGACAGGCUGUAUCAGGGCAGAGUCCAUCUGGUGGAGGGAAACUGGCGUCACGCUGUCACCAACAGGCCCGUGUCCAGAGAGGAACUCAUGAUGGUCCUAGCCGGUCUGGCGGGCCUGAGGAUCCAAGCCCUGUACUUCACCCAGAGCCAGCGUCUGAGCCUGGGGGAGGUGGGCUUUGAGGAGGCGACCAGCACAGGGACGGGGAGUCCUGGAAACAACGUGGAGUAUUGUUCCUGUCCGCCCCAGUACACCGGAGACUCCUGCGAGAAAUGUGCUCCUGGUUUCUACAGAAACAACAGUGGGUCUUCCCUGGGCCGCUGUGUGCCCUGCGAGUGCAACGGUCUGGCCGACGAGUGUGAGGACACGACAGGGAAGUGCCUGAAAUGUCAGAAAAACACAGCCGGGGACCGAUGUGAACACUGUGAAGAUGGUCACUACUACGCGGGCGGGACAUGCAGAGUGUGCCCGUGCCCGUUCAGCGUGGCCACAAGCAGUUUCGCUGUAGGCUGCAGAGAGUUUUUUGGAGAUAUCACCUGCAUUUGCAAAUCAGGCUACACUGGAGACAAGUGUGAGAGAUGUGCUCCUGGUUACUACGGUAAUCCACUGGCCCCAGGAGGACGUUGCAAACUCUGCCAAUGCAGAGGCGACGGGGGCAUCUGUGAUCCCCGGACCGGAGUUUGCAAGAACACCCUGGAGCCUGGAGACACCAACACACAUGAGAAAUGCCAAGAGUGUGACAGCUGUGCCCAGACAUUACUACACGACCUGGAGAAGCUGGACGAUGAGCUGGGACGUAUCAAAGCCAAGCUGGACAACGCCAGCGCCAGCGCCUCCUCUAGGGACAAGCUGAAGAACCUGGAGAAGGCCGUGGCCGACACCAAGAUUCUUGUCAAAGAAUUCAACUCUGCCAUCACCGCCCAAAAGUCCCGGAUCAGCCAGCUGGAGGAGGACACGAGCACUCUGGUAGACGACGUCAGCGGCCUUAAAGGAAAGGCAGAUAAAAGGUCCGUUGAUGCCGACAAAGCAGUGGCAGACGUUGAGAAAACCCACAGGAGGGCGAAGGAACUGGACUUAGAGAUUAAAAGCAUGCUCAAGAAAAUCCAAGCUCUGCUCGAUCAGCUGAAAGAGUCGGGCACCAGCGGCGGCACGGUGCCCAAUGAAAGCCUGGGUAAAAUGCUUGCAGAUGCCCAGCGUAUGGUGAAGGAGAUGGAGAACAGGGACUUCACCCCUCAGAGCACGGCUGCCGAGAAAGAGCUGGACGAGGCUGAGAAAUUGCUUGACCACAUCAGGGUGAAUGUAACUAAGCAGUCUGACCAGAACGACGCUGCGGCAAAUAAACUCCGCGGCCAGCUGGAAGGUUACGAAGCGAAGCUGAAGGACCUGGACAAGGCUCUGAAGGAGGCGACGGACUUGGUGAAAAAAGCCAACGCUGAGAAUGGACUCAGCGCUAAGGCCCUGGCGGAGCUGCAGAAACGUAUUGAGAACCUAAAAAUGGAGCGGAAGACGGUUGAGGAGCAAAUGGCCCUGGCAGAGGAUGAGCUCCAGAAAACGGUGGAUUUGGUGAAAACGCUCACCGACAGUAAGACGGAGUACGAACAGCUGGCUGCACAGCUGGACGGUGCCAAGACCGAUCUGACCAAGAGGGUGAACAAUAUUUCCAAAGCAGCCGACCAGGAGGACAUUGUGGAGAGAGCGGAGGAACAUGCCAAGAACCUCCUCAAGAUGGCAAAGGCGCUUCAGGAUUCUGUGAAGAAUGCAAGUGGACGAACUGAGGUGCAGGACGCAAAAAACGCCAUCGACGCCUACAAGAACAUCACAGAUGCCAUUAACGCUGCUGAGGCCGCAGCAAAAGAGGCCAAAAAUGCAGCGGACAAAGCCUUGAAGAACGUGAGGAGCGAGAACCUCAAUAAAAGAGCAGAAGAACUGAAAAAGUCUGGUGAGGCCCGGGUGCAGGAUGCUCGUGAGGCCGAGGAAAACCUUCAGGAAGCGACCAACCACCUCGCUGACCUGAAGAAACGUCUGAGGGACGCUGACAACAAGAAGAAAACUCUCAAGACAGACCUGCUUGAUGCAGCGGACCAAUUAAAUGACAUCAACAGAGAUGACAUCCGUGUUAUGAUUGACGAAGCCAAGGAGAAGGCAGCUUCAGCGAACAAUAAGGCGAGCGACACUAUGGACAAACUGGCCGCCAUCCAAAAGGAAAUUGACAAGAUCAGUGUCACUCCUGUGGACUCCAACCUCGGCAAUAUUUUGGAAAAUGUUGACAAAACGGUGAAGGACUUAUUGAACACCAUCCCAUCUCUGACCAAUAAGAUCUCAGAGGUGGAGAGCCUGACGUCAGACCUCUCAUCCAUUGGCAACAUAUCUUUGAACAUCAAGAUGAUCAAAGAGCUCAUCGAACAGGCGCGAGACGCGGCCAACAAGAUUUCAAUCCCGAUGAAUUUCAACGGCAACGGCCACGUGGAGCUGCGUCCGCCCUCCAAUCUGGAGGACCUGAGAGCCUACACUUCGCUGUCUCUGUCGCUGGCGAGGCCCAAAGGCAGAGGAGACGGACGGCGCCGGCGCAGACAGACGAAAGAAGAAGACAUGUUUGUGUUGUAUCUCGGCAGCAGAGAUUCUUCGAAGAACUACAUAGGUAUGGUUCUGAAGAAGAACGUGCUGCACAGUGUGUACAAGCUCAACGGAGUCGAGUACGAGAUGAAGUCGGGCUAUAUCUCCAAGUCUGAUCCCCAGACGGCCACGUUUGAUAAAGUGGAUCUACACAGGAUUUACCAAGAUGCUCAGAUUGUCCUCACCAAAGACAUCACGUCGUCUACUCCCGAUACGCCGAUACUAAGCAGCAAUCUAGGGGAGGAGAAAAAGAACCUGCUGGACCUCAGCCCCAGUGAUGUUGUUUUCUACAUUGGAGGCUACCCUGCCGACUUCAGUCCGCCAGCUUCUCUGAACCACCCCAUGUACGAAGGCUGCAUCGAGUUCUCCUCCUUCAACGACAAAGUCAUGAGUCUCUACAACUUCCAAAACGCGGAGAAUAUAAACCAGAUGACUCCGUGCAAGAGGUAUGUAAAACCGAAGGAUCACUAUUUCUUUGAAGGCACUGGAUAUGGCAAAAUGUUCAUAGAUAGGACAUCCUCCAACCUCCUCAUCUAUAUGUCUGCCUUCGCGCGGUCAGAAAACGGUCUCCUCUUAUAUAUCGGAAGCGAGGACAAAUACUUCACAGUAACUGUGGAGAAGGGCUUAAUUUGUAUAAAUAGCAACUUGCUACAAGAACAAGUAAAAAGCACAAAAAGAUUAUUCCCGAGUAGCGAUUAUGUGGAUAUCCUCAUCAUUAUCAACAACAAAGGACAAUUUGUAAUCCGUGCCAACAAUUUAGAAAUGGCUAAGGUCAAAGCUGAGUUCACCAACAGCGAAUUUAAAGAGUACUAUAUCGGCGGUUUGGUGCAAGACCUGAGGGAAAAACACAACAUCACCAUUCAACCAUUCACAGGAUGCAUGUCGAAUCUGAAGCAAAAUAACGACUUUAAACCUAUAGAUGAGCAAGUUGGCAUCGGCAAAGGAUGCCCCAAGGAUUCCCUGAGUUCUCGUAAGGCAGAGUUCAACCUGGAGAGCUCCCUCUCCGCUAACCUCCCAGGCUUUACCCUGGACAACGAUCUCACGGUCUCCCUGGGAUUCAAGAGCACGGAGAAUCAGGGUCUCAUUCUACAAGAUAAAAAGCUGCCUAAUGGGAUUAUACUCUCACUCCUCGAUGGCCACGUUGUUCUCAGUUUCAACGACAAGAGGCUGAAAUCGAACAGACAGUACAACGAUGGCCAGUGGCAUUACCUGACUGUGAAGAGAAGAGCUGGAAGGAUCGAGCUGUAUAUUGACGAUGACGAUGAGGGUCAGACGCUGAGCGGCAGCACUCCCAUUCCUAACACAGAUGGCAUCCUAAUCCUGGGAAAUAAACAGUACAAAGGUUGCAUCUCCAACCUCUACACAAGAAGGCCAGCGAACAUGUACAAGGCCGAGGACUUAAGCCCCUUCGUCUCUUCUGGAGACGUCCUGGUUGAUGUUUGUACCUCUGACAGCCCCGCUCAAAUGAUGCUGGACCGCAUUUCUAAGAAGGAUGGUGUAAUGCAGCCCAUAAAUGACAGUGGAUCAGCGUGUGCACUGCCAGCCCAGGUUCCACACGCUUAUCGCAUGGGAGGCCCUGUGAGCAGCCUGAGCUACAAUCUUCCACUGCCGGUGCAGCUGUCCAGAGCUCACUUCUCUCUGGAUGUCAGGACCGAAUCUUCUGAAGGUCUGCUGUUCUUUGCUGCUACCAAAGGAGGGCGCUCUCAUCUUGCUCUCUACAUGUCCAAGGGCAGGAUCAGACUGUCUGCAGGCACAGAGAAGAAGAUCUUCAACAGGGAGAAUUACGAUGAUGGAAAGUGGCACUCGAUCGUAUUCAGUUUAGAGAAGAAGAAAUUCCGAUUGGUUGUGAAUGGGAUCAGAGCUCAGGAUGGUCAGCUGACAAACACUGAGCUGACGUCCAUGCAGCAGUAUGUGCAUCACUUGUACCUGGGCAGUGUCCCCGAGUCCCUUCACAAACAGCUACAGUUGAAGUUCCUUCCGAAGCAGAGUGUGUCUGGCUGCAUCCGUGGUUUUAGAAUGAACGGAGUGCUCAUGUCCAAGCCAGCCUCAAACCUGGGUGCUGGCCCCUGCUUCAAGGGACCCACACAAAGAGGGGCCUAUUUCUCAGGGAAUGGAGCACACGUUCUAAUCAAUGACUCCAUUGCCGUGGGCUCCAACUUUGAACUGCUGUUUAAUAUUCGUCCACGAAGUCUGACUGGACUCCUGCUACAUGUUGGUGAUUUGACCAGGACACAAAGUGGAGCCGGGAGGAAUCACUAUCUCACUAUCUACCUUCUCAGAGGAGAGGUGGUGGUACAAGUUAACAAUGGAAACGGGAACUUCAUGGUGUCUGUCAAGCCCAAAGCUUCUUUGUGUGAUGGAAUGUUUCAUAAAGUUUCAGUAAUCAAGAGGAAGAAUGUUGUGCAACUACACGUAGACACAGUGGACAAUUACAAGAUUGGACCACCGUUCUCCACUGUCCCGCAGACCAAAGCACCCCUGUAUGUGGGUGGCGUUCCAGAGACGCCAACGCAGCAGACGCUCCCCCUCACGUCGUCCUUCGUCGGAUGCAUCCAGGACAUGAGGAUCAACGAGGACCCUGUCUCUUUCCAGAGGCUCCCCGCUGCGUUCGGCCCCGUCAACCUCAAAGAGUGUCCGGGUUGAGCACACGCGUCUCACUGUGUCAUCACCACACAAACCUUGGGACCACAUGAUCCACCGUCAACCACGUGCAAUCUGUUACCGAGACAGAGAAUGUGUUUUGUAUGUAAGAAUGUACAUAUUAUGAGGAGUGUGUGUCAGUGAGUGUGAACGUGAGCGU